GAGCGCGCCCCCCCUGGCCGAGGAAGGUGAGCGAGUGUCUGGAGGGGAGGACUCGGGAGCGCGGCCAGCCGAGGGAUCGAUCGGAUUAAACUCGAUUUGAGUGAAAUUAACACAAAGGAGAGAAGAGCAACGCACACUAGCCGGCGAGGUCGCGGAUGCGAGAUACGCCGCAGAAAUAUUUCCUGAAAGAACAGCAAAACUUGAACUUUUUCCCUCUGUUUAUUUAUAUUUCGAACUGAAAAAAAGGACCACGGUGGAUUUUUUUUUUUUUCUCAAGCAAGCGGAGAUACUAACGAGGAGUUGAUUUGAUAAAAGCCCGAAGUGACCGAGCUUGUUGGGAACCUUAAUGAGGACGAUGGAGUGGAAUGCUUCAAAUUAGUGGCUAGCUCUUCACAUCACAGCACACCUCCCAUCUGUGGGCCCACCACCCAGCCAUGGCGGAUCCAGGGAUGUUGAGCCUCUUUGGUGAUGAUGCAGGGUUGUUCUCGGACGGAUUGGAUAGUUUGGGAGACUGCUUUCCCCAGCAGUCGGCCGCCGGCCAGGCCAACCCGCUAGCCCAGCCGACAAAUCCAGCUCUGAACCACGAGCACCAGGGAAAUAGGGCUUACCACCAGGGGAUGCUUCACAGCACCGGGGCCGGACCGGGGCAGUCCAAACUGGGGCCAAUGUAUGAGCACAGCCCUUACACAGGCUAUGAUCAACCGGGUGCCCCUGGAGGACGGCUGAUGGCCCAGAACGGUCCGAACCAGGGCUCACCAAAUGUGAACACGGCCAUGAAUGGCAUGACCUCCCACUACCACAAUAACCCGGCUAACCCUAGCAACCCUCACCAUGGGUACCAGGGUGAUGCUGGGGGAGCAGCGGGAGGUGGGGGUGGAGUAUGGGGCCCGCAGCAGCAGAGCAGAUCUGUGUAUCAGCAGGCUUCAGCACCAUCAGGGGCUGGUCCCAACCAGAUGGGAAGCUACCAAAUGUCUCAAGGCAAUUAUGCUGGCAUGCAAGGCCCCCCUACAUCCAGUGCAGCUCGCAUGAACCAACACUACCCUUCACAGAGCAUGGCCCCUGUUCCGGCUCAGGACCCAUCUCACUACUUAGGACAUGUUGGGAUGGGCGGGGUCCAGAUGAGACACCCCCAGCCUCAGCCGCAGCCCCAGAACUAUCCUAACAUGGGCCACACACCUCGAUACCCACACUCCCCAUCUAGACAACCUCCGCACCCCCACCAGCACCAACAGGGCAUGGCGCCGUUUGGGGGUGCUCAGUACCCUGGCUAUCAGCCCCAGUAUGCUGCCAUUGGAGCUGGGAUGGGCCAGGGGGCUAAUGCUAAUGUCAGUGCUAACACCAGCCAGGCCAUGGGAGCAGGGCAGCUGGGCCAGAGGUUCAACCAGGGAACGAGCCCUGCACCAGGGCAACAGGGACAACGAUACCCCUCUGUUCCACCCCACCAGCCCCACACUGCCUCGAUACAGCAGCAGGCAGGACAGCAAGGCCAGCCUAUGCAUCCCUUAAACCACCCGCCAAAUAUGCCCCAACCCCAAAACCAACCCCAGUCCCACCUUACCGCCCCAGCUCAGGGAUCUUACCCCUCCCCCCCAUCAAUGUCGCCUAUGCGGGUUCUGGGAACCCCAACUCCUCCUCCCCCACAGGGACGGCCCCCUAGCGCGGGACUAGCUGGGCCUCCGGAUGUUGCCGGAUACACAGCAAUGCAUUCUCCACCCAGCGCUUUGGCCCAUGCACAGAGAACUCACCAAACCCCUCUAUCUGCAGCACACCCACAAAACCAGCAACCCCAUAACAUGACUCCCAGUGCCGGGCAAAUUUAUCCUGGCUUGGGGCCUCAGCGUGGACCACAAAUCGGGCCGAAUAGGCUCCAACAACCACAAGGCCCUCAUGAAGCCUCAGUCAGCCAGGGGGGUGACCAGCGCCUGCUCCAGGCCCAACAGCAGGCCUCUCGAGGUGGGCAGCCCAUGCAGACUGCCCCUAUGGGUUUCCAGGGUGCGCCCAUUGGUCAACACGGAGCCCCCGCCCCUAACCAGGGCUUAGCUCCACCUGCCCAGAACACUCAGACGCAGCACACGCAUCUGCCCCCACACCCUCACCACCUGCAAAGCACGCCCCCUCCUCCCAACCAGGCCUCCCACCCAUGGGCACCUCAGCCACAUGCCCCCCACCCACUCUCCUCACCCCCUCUUACCCCACAGAAAGUGCCUCACAUACAGCAUUCCCCCUCAGACCUGUCAGGUGAUGCCUCAAUGAUGGUUCCUGACAGGCCAACGGUUGGUGCCGGAGCCCCCAGCCAGCCUAUCAGCACAGAGAAGCCUACUGAUCAGGAGACCAAGCCAAAAAAGAAGAAGAAGAAGAAAGCUAAAGUGGCGGAAGAAGACAAAGGCGAUGGAGGCAAGAAAGAAGCAAGGGAAGGAGGAGAUGAAGAUGUGAAGUCUGAGUUUCCUGCGACAGGAAGCAAUGCAAGUGAACAGGUUACUGGCACAGGAACUGUUGAAGGGAGUUUGCCGCCACUGGAGGAGAAGAAGAAGCGGAAAAAGAAACCAAAGGAGAAGACUGAGGGCAAGGAGCCCAAAGAGCCCAAGACCCCGAAGACCCCCAAAACACCCAAGACUCCCAAAGAUCCCAAGGAGCCCAAGGAGAAGAAAGCCAAGAGCACCACACCCAAGGCCAAGACUCCUAAGAAAACCAGCAGUAAAAAGGUGGAAUCAGAGGGCGGGGCCAAUGCUGCUAAGAAGGACGCCAAGAGGAAGAGGGAGUCGUCAGUCGGUGACGACGUGGAGGUGAAGUCUCCACUCCCCUCUCCCCCUGAAGAGGAGGACGACGAUGGUGUACAGAAGCGCCGCUCGAGCCGUCAGGUGAAGAGGAAGCGGUACACUGAGGACCUGGAGUUCAGGAUCUCUGAGGACGAUGACAGCGGAGAUGAUUCAACAACACCAAAAUCUCCUUCAUCCUCACAACAGCAGGAUCUGGCUGAGGCUGAAGGGCCCGUGGUGGAGAAGAUCAUGGGUUUACGCAGCGCCAAAAAGCAGCUGGAGUCGGGUGAGGAAGUGGAGGUGGAGGAGUUCUACGUCAAGUUCAAGGGCUUUUCGUACCUGCACUGUCGCUGGUCGGAGCUGGAGGAGCUGGAGAAGGACAAGAGGAUACACCAGAAGAUAAAGAGGUUCAAAGCCAAGCAGCUACUCAACAACUUCAUCACUGAGAUGGACGACGAGCCUUUUAAUCCAGACUAUGUGGAGGUGGACCGGGUCCUGGAUGUUUCUGAGAGCACAGAUGAAAACGGAGAGAUCGUCACCUUAUAUUUGGUGAAAUGGUGCAGUUUGCCUUAUGAAGACGCCACCUGGGAGCUGAAGGCAGACAUCGACCAAUCUAAGAUAGACGAAUACGAACGCAUCGUCGCACGAGAACCCAACACUAAGAGAGUGGAUCGGCCUUCUGCAGCCGACUGGAAAAAGCUGGAGAGCUCCAGAGAAUACGGGAAUGGCAACGCACUCAGGGAAUACCAGCUCGAAGGCCUCAACUGGCUGACUUUCAACUGGUACAACUCACGCAACUGUAUACUGGCGGACGAGAUGGGGCUCGGAAAGACCAUCCAGUCCAUUACAUUCCUGUUUGAGAUCUACUUGAAGGACAUCGAGGGCCCGUUCCUGAUCAUCGCCCCUCUCUCCACCAUCCCCAACUGGGAGAGGGAGUUCAGGACCUGGACGGAGCUGAACGUGGUGGUCUACCACGGCAGCCAGGCCAGCAGGAAAACCAUCCAGGCCUACGAGAUGUACUACAGAGACGCACAGGGUAAGAUAAUAAAAGGCGUGUAUCGCUUCCAUGCUGUCAUUACAACCUUUGAGAUGAUUCUGGCCGACUGUCCGGAGCUGCGCAGCAUCCCGUGGCGCUGCGUCGUGAUCGACGAAGCCCACCGCCUCAAAAACCGAAACUGCAAGCUGCUGGAGGGACUGAAAAUGAUGGAUAUGGAGCACAAAGUCUUGUUGACAGGAACUCCUCUGCAGAACACAGUGGAGGAGCUCUUCAGCUUGCUCAACUUCCUGGAGCCGGAGCGAUUCCCAUCUGAACAGACUUUCAUGACUGAAUUUGGAGACUUGAAGACUGAAGAACAGGUCCAGAAACUUCAAGGCAUCCUGAAGCCCAUGAUGCUUAGAAGACUGAAGGAGGACGUGGAGAAGAACCUAGCCCCCAAAGAGGAGACCAUUAUUGAGGUGGAGUUGACCAACAUCCAGAAGAAAUACUACCGGGCCAUUCUGGAGAAAAAUUUCUCCUUCCUGUCCAAAGGAGGUUCAGGAGGAAGUGGAUCAGCCAGUGUGCCCAACCUGCUGAACACCAUGAUGGAGUUGAGGAAAUGCUGCAACCACCCUUACCUCAUAAAUGGAGCCGAGGAGAAGAUCAUCGAGGAGUUUAGGGAUUCCCACGGCGGCAGGAUUGACGUGCCUGAAAUGGCCCUCCAAGCUAUGAUCCAGGCAGCGGGGAAGCUGGUGCUCAUCGACAAGCUGCUGCCCAAACUAAAAGCCGGAGGACACCGGGUUCUGAUCUUCAGUCAGAUGGUGCGCUGCCUGGACAUCCUGGAGGACUACCUCAUCCAGAGACGCUACCCAUAUGAGCGAAUAGACGGCCGGGUUCGGGGUAACCUGCGACAGGCUGCCAUCGACAGGUUCUCCAGACCGGACUCGGACCGUUUCGUCUUCCUGCUCUGCACCAGAGCCGGUGGGCUGGGCAUCAACUUAACGGCAGCGGACACGUGCAUCAUCUUUGACUCUGACUGGAACCCCCAGAAUGACCUGCAGGCUCAGGCCAGAUGUCAUCGUAUCGGCCAGUCCAAGUCUGUGAAGAUCUACCGUCUGAUCACCAGGAACAGCUACGAGAGGGAGAUGUUUGACAAGGCCAGUUUGAAGCUUGGGCUCGAUAAGGCCGUCCUCCAGAGCAUGAGCGGCCGAGAGAAUGCAAACAGUGGGGUCCAACAAUUAUCCAAGAAGGAGAUAGAGGACCUACUGAGAAAAGGUGCCUAUGGAGCGUUGAUGGACGAAGAAGACGAAGGCUCGAAAUUCUGCGAGGAGGACAUCGACCAGAUCCUCCAGAGACGGACCCACACCAUCACCAUCGAAUCUGAGGGCAAGGGCUCCACUUUUGCCAAGGCCAGUUUUGUUGCAACAGGAAACCGGACAGACAUUUCUCUGGAGGACCCAGACUUCUGGCAGAAAUGGGCCAAGAAAGCCGAGCUGGACAUGGACGCCAUCAACGGCCGGAACACGCUGGUGAUCGACACACCCAGGGUGAGGAAGCAGACGCGGCACUACAGCAGCGUAAAAGAGGAUGAAAUGCUCGAGUUCUCUGAGCUGGAGAGCGACGACGACGAGCCCAGCAAGCCUUCCUCCAAACCACGACGGCCUCAAGACAAAGCCCAGGGCUACCCCCGCUCCGAGUGCUUCAGGGUGGAGAAGAACCUGCUCGUCUACGGUUGGGGCAGGUGGAGCGACAUCCUCGCUCACGGCCGCUUCAAGCGCCCCUUGAAGGAGGCAGACGUGGAAACGAUCUGCAGGGCCCUGCUGGCCUACUGUCUGCUGCAUUACCGCGGAGACGAGAACAUCAAGAGUUUCAUCUGGGACCUGAUCACCCCGAGUGAAGACGGCACCACCAGAACGCUGACCAAUCACUCUGGCCUCUCCACCCCUGUUCCAAGGGGCAGGAAGGGCAAGAAGGGGAAGAUGACUGCUCCUCCUCCUCAGACGCCGCGAGCUGAUUGGCUGGCCACCUGCAACCCCGACCAUCUACUGCAGGAGGAUAGCUACAAGAGGCACCUGAAGCAUCACUGUAACAAGGUUUUGCUGAGAGUCCGGAUGUUGUACUAUCUGCGACAGGAAGUCAUUGGAGACCAGGCUGAGCGCAUUCUGGAGGGAGCUGACUCCAGCGUGUUGGAUAUCUGGAUCCCUCAGCCGUUCCACGCUGAGGUCCCGGCUGACUGGUGGGACACGGAGGCUGACAAGUCCCUGCUCAUCGGCGUCUUCAAACACGGCUAUGAGAAGUACAACUCCAUGCGUGCCGACCCUGCCCUGUGCUUCUUGGAGCGAGUGGGCAUGCCAGACGCCAAAGCGAUUGCCGCUGAGCAGAGGGGCGCUGACAUGAUGGCAGAUGGUGUUGAGGGGGAGGAUGAGGAUCCGGAGUACAAACCGAUGAGAAUGCCGUUUAAAGAUGACUUGGACGAUUUCACCAACUCUCCACUGGAUGACAAAGACGACGCAGUUGAAGGCGAGACCGACGUCAAAUCGGGUGAAAACGGGCAAACUGUACCCUCUGUGGGCGGAGCUUCUGGCUCCAGCGAGCGCCUUUAUUGGCCCGCGGCCUCGGCCCUGACAGCCAGGCUGCGGCGUCUGAUCACGGCUUACCAGCGCUCCAACCGUAGAGAGCAGCUCCGUCAGGAGGCGCUCAACAGACCCGAUGGCCGCCGCCGCCGACGCAGGGAGUUCCUGCCAUCCAUCGCCAUGGUUCCUGAAGCGGGCGGAGGAACGACGUACAUCCAGGAUGCCACGGGGGUGUUCAUGACAGAAGGAAGCCCAUAUUUGGCUAAAGGAAGUGCUUAUUUUGCCAAAGGCGGCCAGUUCCUGCCAGAGGCUUCACCGGUGAUGACGGCCGGCUCCCUGAUGUCUGAUGGGUCCCUAUAUUAUAGAGAGAGGAGACAAAGAUGGACGCGCCGCGAGGAGGCAGAUUUCUACCGUGUGGUCUCCACCUUUGGAGUCGUCUUUGACACGCAGCGUCAGAAGUUUGACUGGACACAGUUCAGAGCGUUUGCCCGCCUGGACAAGAAAACGGACGAGAGCUUGGAGAAAUAUUACUACUCGUUCAUUGCCAUGUGCAAACGGGUCUGCAGAAUGCAGGUCAAGACGGAGACAGAACUGCCAGACCCGACCCUGAUCAUCGACCCCAUCACAGAGGAGCGUGCCUCCCGCACCCUGUACCGCAUCGAGCUGCUGCGCCGCAUCAGGGAGCAGGUCCUUCCUCACCAGCUGCUGUCCGAGCGCCUCAAGCUCUGCCAGCCCUCCCCUGACCUGCCCGAGUGGUGGGAGUGCGGACGCCACGACCGCGACCUCCUCCUGGGGGCCUCCAAGCACGGCGUCAGUCGCACAGAUUAUCACAUCCUCAACGACCCCACCCUGGGCUUCCUGGAGGCCCACCAGCGCUUCACCAGCCAGCGAGGGCCUGGCGCCGCCGCCCUCGGAGAACUCUGCAGAGCCGGGAUGGGGCCCGCAGAAACGGCCUCGGCUCCGCUCCUCACAGCUGCCGAGCUGGAGAGCGCUGCCGCCGCCGCAAGAAUGGCUGUGGACGCCGCUAAGGAGGAGGAGGAAGAAGGGAAGGAUAUAAAGACGGAGGACGAGAAAGCAGAAGCGGAGGUGAAAAUGGGAGCAGAGGAAGGAGACGGCAGCGAUAGUCCACGUGUGAAGACCGAAGCCCUGGAGCAAAAGGGAAGUCAGGGCGGCGCCGAGGAAGACAAGGACGAGGCGUCCGCUUCACCGAUGAAGGUCGAAACGGACGCCGUUCCGCCAAAGGUUGAAAAAGAGGAUCAGGAAGUAAAAGCAGAAAGCCCGACGACGGAUGACCAACAGCACGACCUGACGAAGCAGAAGAGCAGCACAAGUCCUGAGUCUGAGCUGAGCAACGAGAACGAGCCUCGCUCUGAGCUCCCAGACUCCUCGGCUAAAGCACAGGUUGGCCCCAAGGCUGCGGAGGAGGAGGAGGACGGCGAGGAGAAGGACACUUCAGAACCUCUGAAAUCUCCCAAGUCUGCGGAAACGGAGAAAAGCCCCGAGGAGGAAGAGGAGGAGAGGCUGGAUGAAGACGACAAAUCAGAGAAGUCUUCCCAGGCUGAAGCGAGCGCCGGGCAGAAGAACUUUGACGAGGAGAGCAUCGCUUCCCUGAGCACGUCCGUCCGGGACGAGACCAGAGACGAGUUCUGUCCCGACGAGCUGCAGGAAACCUCCGUGCUGCACGCCAUGCAGGACCGCGCCUACGCCUUCUCCUUCUGGCCUAAGGAUCGAGUGAUGAUCAACAGGCUGGACAACAUUUGCGAGGCCGUCCUGAAGGGCAAGUGGCCCGUCAACAGACGCCACAUCUUCGACUUCCCUGGCAACCUGUUGCCGGGUCACGGCUCCACCGCAUCAGCAGCAGCAGCCGCCGUGGCCAUGGUGAGCGAGAGUCCUCUGCAGAGGCGGAGCCUGGCCAAGCUGACCAUGGCUGGUAUCCACACGCCUUACAGCGGGGGGGAAGACAAGACGCUGUCUCCACAGGUUCAUGAGGACGCCCUGAGCUUGACGGUGCCCCGACAGAGGAGGAGGAGGAGGAAGAAGAUCGAGAUCGAGGCCGAAAGAGCAGCGAAGAGGCGCAACUUGAUGGAGAUGGUGGCUCAGCUGAGAGAGAGCCACGCGGCGGCGGAGUCUCAGAACCAGGCCAUAGACCUCACCAAGGGUGUGCACCAUCACCACAAGGCUUCGCCCUCAUUGGCUGGCUUCCCCAGUGCCUUGAUGACCAACCCUUCCCUCAAAGCCCAGAUGGAUUUGCUCCAGCAAGUCCCGCCCUCCGGACACCGAGCCAACGGCUCAUUGGACGCCGACCUGCCCAUCAUGAGGAGGAGGCGGGGCCGCAGGAAAAAUGUGGAGGGCCUGGAGCUGCUGUUCAUGGGCAACAAGAGGGCAGGAGGGGAGGAUUCUGAUGGGACAAAGAUUUCAGGCGUGGAGGGGGUUCAGGAUGCUGCCCCCCAAUCCCACAGACCAAUCGCUGUCCCUGAGCAGAGCCCCAACGCCCGCUCUCUGGCCUCAGGCAGCAUGGAGGAGGAGGAGGCACCAGUUUCCAGCAAAGACCUUGGAGAGUGGCUGAGACAGCACCCCACAUACACCAUGGACAUGACAGGAUUCACACCAAAGAACGAGGAGGUGCUGUUGUCUCAGUUCUCUAAGCCCAAGCAGAAGCGCCAUCGCUGUCGAAAUCCCAACAAGAUCGACAUCAACACGCUGACCGGGGACGAGCGAGUCCCUGUGGUCAACAGACGAAAUGGACGUAAGAUGGGCGGGGCCAUGGCUCCACCAAUGAAGGAGCUUCCCAGGUGGUUACUGGAGAACCCAGAGUUCUCCAUCGCUCCUGAUUGGACAGACAUCGUCAAACAGUCGGGUUUCCUCCCAGAAGCCAUGUUUGACCGCCUCCUGACCGGCCCUGUGGUCAGAGAGGAAGGGGUCCGUCGUCGAGGGCGGCGACCCAAAUCUGAGAUAGCAAAGGCGGCGGCCGCCGCCCAGGCUGCAGCGGCAGCCCAGGCCGCGCAGGCGUCCCUGGCUUCAGCCGCUUCAUCUGCAGGAGGAAUCAACCCUCUGCUGCUGAACAGCCUGUUUGGAGGGAUGGACCUGUCGUCUCUGCAGAGCCUCCAGUCUCUCCAGUUGGCUGCCGGUCUGAUGGCCUUCCCUCAUGCUGACCCCAAGCAGUCCGCUGCCAACGCCGCCGCCGCCUCCAUGCUGCCCCUCAUGAUCCCCGGCAUGGGAGGCCUGCCCAACAUGGCCGCCGCCAUCCCCAACAUGUUCAGUCUGGGCGGGCUGUUUGGAGGCAACCUGGCAGCGGCUGCUGCUGCGUCCAGCGCCUCGUCCGGAAACACCAACGGGACAUCGGAGGCAGAGGGAGGAAACGGGGAGGAGACGGCCAAGAGAAAGAGAGAGGGAGAGGAGAAGGAGGCGGGAGAAGAUGGAGACGAGAUGGGGGAGGAGGACGAGGACGAAGAGGCGGAGGGAGAUGAGGAUGGUGUAAAAAAGGGCAAGAAGAGGAAGAUGGAGGGCGAGGCUGCUUCAGAAAAGUCAGAGAAAUCAGCCGGAGACGUGAGCGGCGCGGCCAAGAUGGCCGCCGCCGAGGCUCCAGCUGACGUCUCCAUCAACGGCGACGCCGCCGCCCUGCUGGCCGCCGCCGGCAUGUCGGCCGCCGGCAUGUCGGCCAACUCGCUGGCGUUCAACCCCUUCCUCCUCUCCACCAUGGCCCCCGGCCUCCUCUACCCCUCCAUGUUCCUCCCUCCGGGCCUCGCCGGGCUCAGCCUGCCGGGCUUCCCCACCGCCUCCCUCGCCGAACUGCAGAGCGCCAUGGCCGGGGCGCUGGGGGAGAGCGGCUCCACCCCCAACCCCCCAAGAGAGGAGGAGGAGGAGGAGAAGAGGGACGCUGGGAAGGCUGCAGGAGAGGAGGAGGAGGACGACGAAGAGGAGGAGGGCGAGGAGACGGACUUUGCGGAGCAGAAAGAGGAAGGAGGGAUGGGAGAAGCGGCGGAGGAGUCGGCAGCGUCUCCUCAGAACGGAGCGAGUGACUGAAGCGGAAAACAAACAAACUGACUGGCCUUGAACAUUUCCUCCCUCUGUUGCACGUUUACACGCCUCCAACAGAAAUAUCCAAACUAUUACCAAGCUCGUUUUUGUUUUUCCUUUUGGCUUUUGUUGACGAUUUCUAUUUUGCUUUUUUGUCGUUUGACCAGGUGUAUUUACUAUGCGUCAGAGAGGACGAGGUGUGUUUGUAUUAAGUUAAAUCUCUCUGAUCGAUAGUGUAGUCAGGGAAAAAUCCUCUUCUUCAAAGACUGUUUCCUUCUCUGCGGGCGGCGCCAGCCGUGAACUCUGCGCCCGCCUCUUUCCUUUUUCCACCAAUAGGACUUCACAUGUUUCCAGUAAUACUAUUGUUCUAAUUAAUAUUAUUAUUAUUAUUGCUGCUUUCAGCUCUCCAGUCAUUUAUGCCUCCCCUCUUCCUUUUGUCCGGACCGAUUUGUUGUCUUCGGCAGCGUCUCAUCCAAACCAGAAGAAGCUUCUUCUGGCGUCAGUUCUCAAGAAAUAGUCAGGAAAAAAAAAACAAAACAAAAAAAAAAAAAAAAACAGCAUUACGGCUCAUCCUGCUGUCUGUCUGAUAACGCUGCUGCAAAACGAAUCGCUAGAGCUGCUCUGUUCUGGAGCAGAUGUUGUUUUAAGUUCUCACAUAUCAGACCAGGUAGACUCUGAUGAGGAAAACGAACCAGACUCUCUCUCUCUCUCUCUCUCUCUCUCUCUUUCUCUCUAACAUCCAGGCGUAUACUUGAUGAAGAGCAGCACACGCAUUCAGGAGGCUACCACUACACACUAACCCCUCAUAGGUCACGUGACUGUUUCUCCUGUCUUUCCUUUCCUCUUAUUGACUGUAGGCGUGCGCUCGGUGCACGCUGAAUCGAUACUGUUAAACCCAGUCCCACACUGAAAACCAGCCUGGAGUCUGUCCUACUGCCACAUCCAAAUUGGCGUCUCUGUUCUUUUUGGGGAGGCGGCUGCUUAUUUUUUUUUUGGUGGCGGGGGGCGGGGGGGGUGCCGGGCGGGCUGGGUCCUGCCGCCGGGUCCGGCCUUUCUGACCAGUCCGCUUCAUGCUGCCAAAAACCCAGCCGCCCCUGUGCAGAGAAAGGGGGCCUUCGUGAAUGAAUUUGGAGCGGCGGUCCAAACAGGGAUGUGAUGUUUUCAGGUUAGUCCUUUUUUUAAAAAGGGGGGCACAUGAGAUAUUUUAUUUUUUUCUUUCCCGGUUGCUGCCCCGCGACGUGUUGCUCUAAACUUGCUUGGUGUUCCCGGUAGCUCCAGACGGAGCGCUGCUCCCUGUAGUCGUCCUCUCUAUAAAGACUGUUGCUUUUAGUCACAUACACUGACACCAGGCCUGGCCACACAAACAGGACUGAGACAGGAAGUUUCUACAUGUAAUUCAACUCUGCUCGCUAAGUUUUUAAAUACUUGAAAGCACGAGUGGUGCCCCCUCCUCCAAAAAAACAAAAAAGGCCAGUUCUAGUGUCGGAGAAGAAAAAAGUGCUGCAAGUGGUUCAAAUAUUUAAAAGUACAUUAAAACACAAAGCGCUGCGGCCAGGGAGAGAAGCGAGUCGGAGGUCGACCCCCCCCGCCGCCGCCGCCGCCCCGCCACGAAGAUCCCGGUUCUCCUCUGUAACGCUGAGUCAGCAAUAACCGAGGCAGCUUUUGAAUGUUCCAACAUCACUCUCCCAACACGCUCACCCCAUGAAUAACCACAAGUGUCGUAUGAGUAGAGAAGCAAACUGUAAAUGAGGACAAAUAAGUACUGCAAUCAAUUUUUGUCUCACUCUUUUCCUGUUGAUGCACUGGUGUUAAAGAGUAAAGUUAAUCAGGUACCUUUAUUACUUAGCUACUUUUCUUGAAAAAAAAAGGACAUUUUGUUACUUUUAGCCAGCAAGCUGAAGAGCAUUACCUCAAAAUUCUUAUCUAGCCUUGAAGUUUACAGACAUACCAUGUAAAUGUUUUUGUUUUUUUUCCUUUUUUCUUUUUUGGUUUGUGUAUUUUUUCUUUGUUUUUGUUUUUUUUGAGACAUCAUAUAUGAUGACUUGUAGCUAUGAUGCUUUUAAUAAAAGUGAAUCAUGAUAUUCGCCUAGGAAACCAA
Messenger RNA from Fundulus heteroclitus (mummichog), 12420 nucleotides. It is a transcript of the gene chd7, whose product is annotated as chromodomain helicase DNA binding protein 7. The transcript is spliced from 41 exons. Gene Ontology annotation, molecular function: ATP binding; ATP-dependent chromatin remodeler activity; protein binding. Lineage: Eukaryota; Metazoa; Chordata; Actinopteri; Cyprinodontiformes; Fundulidae. The record is from RefSeq and is a predicted model, not a curated record. Bases 435 to 10328 code for a protein of 3297 amino acids.